This is a messenger RNA of Hyaloperonospora brassicae, 2049 nucleotides long. NCBI's taxonomy places the organism in Eukaryota, Oomycota, Peronosporomycetes, Peronosporales, Peronosporaceae. The record is from the annotation of a GenBank genome assembly.
AUGGAGCCCAGCGCCGACAAGCACGUGCACAGCAGCUCGACGGCCGCCACGAGCAGCAGCGUGACGAGCCCCGGCAUGAGCGCCCUCGACUCGGCCGGCGCCGUGCUCUGGGAAGCCGAAGGCGCGCACCAGUCCAUCAUGUUCCCCUACGUGCGCGACCACGCCGACGAGAUGGCGGCGCGCCUGCGCUACGAGGACCCGCGCGUGCACUACGCGGCGCUCGAGCAGGUGCACCACGUCCACCGGUACCGGCGCGUGACGCCGUCCCACACGUCGCCAGUGCGCGCGUCGCUCUCGUCGUCGGCCGUGUCGUUCCCGUCCUGUUCGAGUCGCCGCGGCGAACUCGGGAGCGACGCGCUGGCCGCGGGCGCCCGCGGCGCGCUCGAGACGGCGGACUUCCGCGGCACGACGCGCGUGCCGGGCAACGUGGAGGCCGUGUUGGACUUCCUGGCGAGCGAGUCGGCGCGGGAGAACUACUGGGUCGCGCUCAACACGCUCCGGGACGUCAAAGCAGCGGCGCUGCUGUCGACGGCGCGACUGGUGCAGCUCCAGCCGCUGCCGACGGUGUCCGUAACGUCCGAAUCAGACGCGACGGCGUUCCCGCGCUGGAGCCGCAAGUACGUGGCCACCAAGUUCUCGCCCAAGUCCAACGCGCCGGUGCUCGACUGCUGCUUUGCAGAGUACGCCUCGCGCUACACGGAGACCAACAGCGACGGCCACUCGAGGGUCCACGGGUUCGUCUACCGCCGCUCGGUGUCGGAACGCGCGCUGAGCAACUCGUCCAGUGUGUCGGCUGAGCCGUUGGCAAAGGUCCGCGUGCGAGGGGCCACGCGGUUCUACAUUCGCGACUGGAUGUUCGACGUCAUUGAGACGCACGACCCAUUCGUCUGCACGCUGGUCUUGACGUGCUCCGUGUUCGUCCCCCCGACGGCCGAGGGCGCACCUGCUGCGUGUCCGCGACCAGAUGACUUUCGCGAGUUCUGCACGGAGCUGAUGGUAGGCGCUCGUCGAGCGCUGACGCAUCAGUGGAAGGACCACGCCGCCAACGUUGGCGUGCGCUCGUCGUCGUCGUGGCUGCAGGAGGCGCGCUGCUGCACCGUGUGCUCGGCGCAGUUCUCACUGUUGCGCCUGCACCACACGUGUCGCUCGUGCGGAUCUGGAGUGUGCUCGAAAUGCUCCUUGAAGACUACUCCAAGCUUAGCGUGUGUGAGUGCAAGUGCCGACCACUCACGUGGCCGAUGUGGCAGCUCGAUGGCAUCUGGAGGCAAUCGGCCGCAGCAGUGGGGGCAUCACAAGCGGGAGUGUUUGCUGUGUGUACAGUUUGGCCCGGACAGUCGCGCGAAUGCGCCACGAGGUAGAGGCAUCAUGGUCAGAGGCCGCCACCUCUCGACGUCCAUGGCGUCGAUAUCGGCGUCGGUGUCUCAAGGAUAUCGAGCUUCGUCCGGAGGAGAAGCGUUUGACAUGGAGCAGGAAGAGAAAGACAAAGCGCGCCCGGAUCUUGAGCUGUGCUCCAGCGCGUCCAUCUCGGACUCAAGACAUCAGCGAAGCGUGAGUAGCAUCGGCAGCCAACGCAGCGGACCGGAUGAUGACGAAGGGUCCGACGAAGACGUCCGGUCGUUCACACCGCGGCUCGACCUGCGUGCUACACCGUCCAGCCCUUCAGCCAGGUCAACCGACUCGACUCGUCGACCAUGCAGCACCCAAGGAAUCGUCUUGCUAUCGGACAUCGAUACGUUGACUCUCUCAGGUAGUUUCCACCGCGCGGCCAGCAUGUCUGCCCAGUCGUCCGCCAGUUGGUUGGCGUCUUUGUCUUCGCGGUCGUCAGCUCACGCACGGAUGCCAGCCAAGUCGGCAGCUCCUUCUCCUGCAGCUUUGCGCGCGCGGGAACGCCACGACCGCACAGCUUCUGCAGAUCUCAUUCUGCUAACAACCGUCAAGCCUCGCAUCGGCACGAGAGAUGGAACGCAAGAGAGUAGCGCUAGUACUGAAGAAGACGAAGAUGUGUACAUGGAGGACGACCUGGCCAACUUCACGCUUAAGCUGUCGUAG